This is a messenger RNA of Pteropus alecto (black flying fox), 1896 nucleotides long. RefSeq names its product GPN-loop GTPase 2 (gene GPN2). The coding region runs from base 242 to 1174 and encodes 310 amino acids. Lineage: Eukaryota; Metazoa; Chordata; Mammalia; Chiroptera; Pteropodidae. The record is from RefSeq and is a predicted model, not a curated record. Gene Ontology annotation, cellular component: cytoplasm. The transcript is spliced from 5 exons. Gene Ontology annotation, molecular function: GTPase activity.
CGACGGCAGUUUCCGUCGUCGUCCGGAAGUAGGUGUUGAUCCGGCCCGUGCCGGGACGUUUGCUCUUCUUGCAUUACUCGGUUCCUUGCUAUUAUUCCUUAGGCGACCCCGGGCAUCACCGCUGACCCUCCACGAAGUUUACGUCGGGGAUUCUGUCGCCCUCGGCUUUCGUCUCAGGCGUGCCCGGCCGCCCUGUUUCCCUGCAGAGCUUACCUGCUGCAUACGGGAUCGCGUGCUUCCCAUGGCGGGCGCCGCUCCGACCACGGCCUUUGGGCAGGCAGUGAUCGGCCCGCCGGGCUCAGGGAAGACCACGUACUGCCUGGGUAUGAGUGAGUUCCUGCGCUCGCUAGGCCGGCGUGUGGCGGUAGUGAACCUGGACCCGGCCAAUGAGGGGCUUCCGUACGAGUGCGCUGUGGACGUGGGCGAGCUGGUGGGGCUGGGCGACGUGAUGGACGCGCUGUGCCUGGGCCCCAACGGCGGCCUACUCUACUGCAUGGAGUACCUGGAGGCCAACCUGGACUGGCUGCGUGCCAAGCUUGAUUCACUCCGUGGCCAUUACUUCCUUUUCGACUGCCCAGGCCAAGUUGAGCUCUGCACGCACCAUGGUGCCCUGCGCAGCAUCUUCUCCCAGAUGGCACAGUGGGAUCUCAGGCUGACUGCUGUCCACCUGGUAGAUUCUCACUACUGCACAGACCCAGCCAAGUUCAUUUCAGUUCUGUGUACCUCCCUGGCCACCAUGCUGCACAUAGAGCUGCCCCAUGUCAACCUCCUCUCCAAGAUGGAUCUCAUUGAGCACUAUGGGAAGCUGGCCUUUAACUUGGACUACUACACAGAGGUCCUGGACCUCUCCUAUUUGCUCGACCACCUGGCUUCUGACCCUUUUUUCCGCCACUACCGUCAGCUCAAUGAGAAACUGGUGCAGCUCAUUGAAGACUACAGCCUGGUCUCCUUCAUUCCUCUCAAUAUCCAGGACAAAGAGAGUAUCCAGCGGGUCCUACAGGCUGUGGAUAAAGCCAAUGGUUACUGCUUUGGAGUCCAAGAGCAACGAAGCCUGGAAGCCAUGAUGUCUGCUGCAAUGGGAGCUGACUUCCAUUUCUCCUCCACCCUGGGCAUCCAGGAGAAGUACCUGGCACCCUCAGACCAUUCAGUGGAGCAGGAAACUAUGAAGCUGUAGCAACAAACUGGGCUCUGGCGAACAAGAGGCAUAACCCAGUGCUGGGGAAAGCUGUAGCUCCCAGUGAGCAGUGAACAGCUCAACAAGCUGCAGAUGCAGGCCUGGCUGGGAGGCUGGCAAGGGGACACUCAGUCCUGCAAAAGACUUCUGGCCAAAAACCAGACAUGGCGCCAAGCAGAGCACCCACAACAAGCAGAGCACCUCAACAUUCAUGAGCUCUGGGCAUUGCCACCAGGAAUUCAGCACGGCCUCACUCAGGCUAUGGUGGAAUGUGCAACAAUACAAGUUUUUUUUCUACUUUUUGUGGCUUUCAAAUUUUCUUCAACAUCCAGGGAGCUAGGGGUAGAAUAAGGCAAUGUCACCCUCUCGCAGAACUGAGUUCUGUUUCUCCAUACAGGGCAGUGUUUCCCCCGAAGCACAGGAUCAUUCUAGAGGCUUGACACUCAUUCCCCGAUCAUGUACUUUUGUUAAUCUUCAGUUUUAACAGUGAUCCUUAAGCUUGACUUUCACAGGUAACACUCUUUAGCUAGAUCUUAACAUUUUCAUUGUAUUUAUUUCAGUUUCAUUCUAUUUUUAGCAAGUGCUAACUAGUUUUCCAUUUAUAGUAGUGAUUAAAAGGACUUUAAAAUGUUCUUCAUAUGACGUGAGUUGUUUAAAGAAAAAUGUAUAUAAUGUGACAUGAGGGGCGUGGCAAAAAUUAAGAAAAUGUUUGAAGAUGGAAA